GUUGUUUGUUUGUCUGUCUGUCAGGUGUAGUUAACAUUUUGAUUCACGUAUUCGUGCGGUAUUUGUUUUAUUUAUACAAACAGUACGACGAUUGUAUUUAAUACAAAACGGAGCGUUAUAACUGUAAAUGUAAUUGGAUAUAAAGAGUUGUUUGGGUCAGCUGGAAACUCUUGUACCGGUGGGUUGGAAGUGAUGCAACAUGGCAGCAACUCCCCUCAAUCGGUGUUUUCUGUCGGCUCUAAGGAGACACACUCGGUGUCAGAGCCGUGGACUUAACUCUUUGGCCGAGAGGACAGUCAGCCGGGUGUCCUCUGUUGUGAUAUGUCGCCGCAUGAGAGCAGAGGGGAGCACGAGCCUGGACAGGGUACCCGCGAUGGAGUGGGACAGAAACAGGGGUCGGGAAGACGGCAGCGCCCCUCCGCUCAGGUCGGUGUCGGUGGGUUUGGGGCUCUGUGGAGCGGCGCUGCUGGACAGUCAAGAAGACGAGGAGGGGAAGGACGGAAGAACCUCGAUAUCCGAGCGGUUUCUUGAACUAAUUCUGCCUUCAGCUCAGUGUGCUUCUACAUUUAAACCUGACAGCCCCCGGUUUAAAUACAAUUUUAUUGCCGAUGUAGUCGAAAAAUCCACUCCAGCUGUCGUCUACAUUGAAAUCGUGGGGAGACACCCAUUUUCUGGCAGAGAAGUCCCACUUUCAAAUGGCUCUGGUUUCAUCAUAAGCAGUGAUGGUCUCAUUGUGACCAAUGCUCAUGUUGUGGCCAACAAGAGAGGCGUCCGGGUGAAGCUCAACAACGGAGAGAUGUACAGUGCAACUGUGCAAGAUGUUGAUCCAGUGGCAGACAUCGCCACCAUCAAAAUCUCUGCGAGCAAUCCGUUACCCACGCUCAAGCUUGGUCGGUCGUCCGACGUUCGACAAGGAGAGUUCGUGGUGGCCAUGGGAAGCCCGUUCUCUUUGCGGAAUACAAUCACGUCGGGAAUCGUCAGCUCGGUCCACAGAGGCAGUAAAGAGCUGGGCCUGUCCAAUUCCAACAUGGAGUACAUCCAGACCGAUGCAGCCAUAGAUUUUGGAAAUUCUGGGGGUCCCCUGAUUAACUUGGAUGGUGAAGUCAUCGGUAUAAACACCAUGAAGGUCACUGCAGGAAUCUCUUUCGCUAUUCCAUCUGAUCGCGUGACACUUUUUCUUGAGCAAGCAGCAAAUAAGAAGAAUUCUUGGUUUGGAGAAUCAAAGACGAAGCGGCGGUACAUUGGCGUCAUGAUGCUGACACUGACGCCGAGCAUCAUUGAAGAGUUGAAGUUGAGAGACCCAUCCUUCCCAGACGUGACACGUGGCGUCCUGAUUCACAGAGUGAUCUCGGGCUCACCGGCCAACAGAGCUGGCAUGCUGCCAGGAGACAUUGUGGGGGAGAUUAACGGCGUGAAGGUCAACACUUCAGAGGAGAUCUACCAGUCCGUCCGCAGCGGCGACAAAAUCACCAUGGUGGUGCAGAGAGGAGACGAGUUGCUUCAACUGCACAUGACUCCAGAGUGCACAGAGUGACCGCACCAUUUAAUUCAUCGAUUUCGUGAUGAUCUGAGGGACUGACGUUCACGUGAUGAGUUCAUGCUUUAGGGUAAAAUGUUGAGCUACAGUAUUUGAUGACUGUUGUUAAAAAGGUGAACCUGCAAGCAUCUAAGAAAAAGGGCAAACAGUCCGGUAUUCAAUACAAUAAACAAAAUGUGUUUUCUA
This is a messenger RNA of Pseudoliparis swirei, 1723 nucleotides long. Its product is annotated as serine protease HTRA2, mitochondrial-like. Gene Ontology annotation, biological process: programmed cell death; proteolysis; positive regulation of apoptotic process. The transcript is spliced from 8 exons. NCBI's taxonomy places the organism in Eukaryota, Metazoa, Chordata, Actinopteri, Perciformes, Liparidae. Gene Ontology annotation, molecular function: protein binding; serine-type endopeptidase activity. The record is from RefSeq and is a predicted model, not a curated record. Gene Ontology annotation, cellular component: mitochondrion. Bases 200 to 1534 code for a protein of 444 amino acids.